Sceloporus undulatus (fence lizard) is the source of this 1828-nucleotide messenger RNA. RefSeq names its product CDK5 regulatory subunit associated protein 3 (gene CDK5RAP3). NCBI's taxonomy places the organism in Eukaryota, Metazoa, Chordata, Lepidosauria, Squamata, Phrynosomatidae. Gene Ontology annotation, biological process: regulation of mitotic cell cycle; regulation of cyclin-dependent protein serine/threonine kinase activity. The record is from RefSeq and is a predicted model, not a curated record. The coding region runs from base 65 to 1594 and encodes 509 amino acids. The transcript has 14 exons. Gene Ontology annotation, cellular component: endomembrane system.
CGAUGCGGAAGGACGGGGUCGAGAAGGAGAGCAAAUUCUUUUAACGUCGGAUGCCGCCGAGAAAAUGCAGGAUUAUCAGAACUUGCCAAUUGACAUACAGACUAGCAAAUUGCUUGAUUGGCUAGUGGACAGACGGCAUUGCAGCCUGAAAUGGCAGGGUCAGGUCCGCACCGUCCGUGAGAAGAUUGCUGUUGCCAUCCAAGACAUGCCAGAGAAUGAAGAGAUCAAACAGCUUCUUGCUGGUUCCUAUAUUCACUAUUUUCACUGCCUGAGGAUUGUGGAAAUACUUAGGGGGACAGAAGCAUCCACUAAAAACAUAUUUGGUCGUUACUCUUCUCAGCGAAUGAAGGACUGGCAAGAAAUUGUAUCAGUGUAUGAAAAGGACAAUACCUACUUGGUGGAACUUGCAAGCCUUCUGGUGCGAAAUGUGAACUAUGAGAUCCCUUCCCUCAAAAAGCAAAUUAGCAAGUGUCAGCAACUGCAGCAGGAAUACAGUCGCAAAGAGGAGGAAUGUCAAUUGGCGGCCACUGAGAUGAGGGAGCGCUUCUAUACUUCAUGCAAACAGUAUGGAAUUACGGGGGAUAAUGUGCAUCGGGAGCUUCUGGCCUUGGUAAAAGACCUGCCAUCACAGCUAGAUGAGAUUGGGGCUGGUGCCAGUGGGCUUUUGGAAGCGAUUGACCUAUACCAGGCCUGUGUACAGUUUGUAUGUGACAAUUCCACAGAGCAAGUGGUCCCAUUACUGAGACAUGUGCAGGCUCGAGGCAACACAACUAUUUAUGAGUGGAGGCGAGGAGUCAAGCCAACCUCAAUAGAACGGCCAAAGACAGAAGAAGUGAAGGAAGAGGCAGUGGAUGAGAUAGACUGGGGUGACUUCGGAGCAGAGUCAGCAUCUGUCUCUGCAGCAGUUGAUUAUGGCAUCUCGGUUGAAGGAACAAGUGAGGACAUAGACUGGGGGAUUUCUCUGGAGUCAGAAACUCAAGAAGAUAGCACUGCAGGCAUAAACUGGGGAGACCAAACUAAGGAUGCUGGUCAGAUCGUGGUCCUGGAGGCUGGCAGUGAGGCCCCAGAGGGAGUUGCACAAGGACCUGAUGCUUUCACUAUCCUUGAGACUCCAGAAACCCGGAAUCAGUUCAUUGAUGAGCUCAUGGAGCUGGAGAUAUUCCUUUCCCAGCGCAUUGUUGAAACAAGUGAAGAGGCAGACAUCUUAGCUGUGAGUCAGUUCCAACUAGCUCCAGCCAUCCUGCAAGACCAGACCAAAGAGAAAUUGGAAGCCAUGGUGGCAUCUAUCCAGGAUCUCAUUGGACGUCUGACCAGCCUAAGGAUGCAACAUCUUUUUAUGAUCCUUGCUUCCCCAAGAUAUGUGGAUCGUGUGACUGAGCUCCUUCACCAGAAAUUGAAACAGGCUGACCUGCUGCUUUUGAAAAAGGACCUGAUGAUUAAGAAACGGCAGGAAGCACUGGAAGAACAGGCUAGCCUGGAGCCAAAGCUGGAUCUCCUUGUGCAAAAGACCAGAGAUUUACAGAAACUGAUUGAAGCCGACAUCUCUAAACGGUACAGUGGCCGACCUGUGAACCUGAUGGGUGCUUCUCUCUAAUGUCUUCUGCUCAUGUUCAUGUACACUCUGAGAUGCCCUUUGUGGGUCUGGAGAAAGAGAAUGUUAACCACAGCCUCAACCAAAGAAAAAGAAUGUCAAGGAGAAGAACUAAGGAGAAGGGACGCUAACUGGCCAAUUUCCAGGAAUAUGGGACUGCCUCCAUUCUGCAUGAAGUUGUAAGCAUUCACUAAUAGAUCAGUGAUGGUUGAAUAAAGCUGCUGCUUUCAUUCUGUU